CUGGGCGCAUGCGCGGCGGCGGGGCUCGGCCCGCGGCAGCGGCGGCGAAGGGGCGGAGGGGUUCUCUGCCCUCAGUUGCCAAGCUGCGACGGCCGUGCCGGGAUGGUGUAGCUAGGCCUGCGGGAAGGCGGCGGGGCGCGGGCGGGGGCGAGGCGGCCGCGAGGGCCGACGCCUCCUGACGGGCUCCGGUGUAGCGGCAGCACGCUGAGGGGGCGUCGGCGCCGCCGGCCCCCGGCGCCGCCGCGGGAGGCCGCGCCCGCCAUGGCGGCCCGGGCGGUGCUGGACGAGUUCACGGCGCCCGCGGAGAAGGCGGCGCUGCUGGAGCGGAGCCGCGGCCGCAUCGAGGGCCUGUUCGGCGUGAGCCUGGCGGUGCUUGGCGCGCUCGGGGCCGAGGAACCGCUGCCUGCGCGCAUCUGGCUGCAGCUCCGCGGGGCGCAGGAGGCGGUGCACAGCGCCAAGGAAUAUAUUAAAGGAAUCUGUGAACCUGAACUAGAAGAAAGAGAAUGUUACCCGAAGGCCAUGCACUGCAUUUUUGUUGGGGCCCAAAGCCUGUUUCUGAAAAGCUUGAUUCAGGACACCUGUGCCGAUCUCUGCAUUCUGGACAUUGGUCUUCUUGGCAUCAGAGGAAGUGCCGAAGCUGUAGUCAUGGCUAGGAGUCACAUUCAGCAGUUUGUAAAGCUCUUUGAGAAUAAUGAGAACCUACCCAACAGUCAGAAAGAAUCUGAGGUGAAAAGGGAAUUUAAACAAUUUGUUGAAGCUCGGGCUGACAACUAUACAAUGGACUUGUUGAUUUUGCCCACUUCCUUGAAAAAAGAGCUUUUGACACUCACACAAGGUGAGGAGAAUUUCUUUCAAACGGGAGAUGAUGAUGUUAUUGAAAUUGGAGAUUCUAAACAAACAGAGUUUCCACAGAAUGCUGCCACAGGGCUGAAUAUUUCCAGAGAUGAAAUUGUUUUGCAGGAAGAUGCAAGAAAUAAAGCUGGCACUCCUGUUUCAGAGCUUACAAAACAAAUGGACACGGUCUUUUCUAGUUCACAAGAUGUACUUUUUGUUCCAAUAAAUGGUCUAAGCCCAGACGAAGAGACAUUAUCCAAGGACAGAAUUUGUCACAAAAGGAGAUUUUCCGAUUCUGAAGAAAGGCAUACCAAGAAACAGUUUUCUUUGGAAAAUGUUCAAGAGGGGGAGCUUCUCGAUGAUGGUAAGACAUUAGCUGGAAAUGUAAUCAUUGACUUAUCCGAUUCUUCUGCUGAUCCUGAAAAUUUAAGUCCCGAUGUAAAGGACACUACUGAGGAAAUGGAAUACAACAUCCUUGUAAACUUUUUUAAAACCAUGGGCUAUUCCCAAGAAAUUGUUGAAAAGGUCAUUAGGGAGUAUGGGCCAUCUACUGAACCAUUAUUGCUCUUAGAAGAAAUUGAAAAAGAAAAUAAAAGAUUCCAAGAAGACAGAGAAUUUUCACCUGGUACUGUGUAUCCAGAGACUAACAGAACCAAAAACAAAGGUGUUUGUACCAGCGUAAAUGAGCUUACAACGGAUUCCACUCCAAAGAAAACACAAACUCACACACAGCAAAAUAUGGUGGAAAAAUUUUCCCAGUUACCAUUCAAAGAAUCAAAACCAUGUACCUCAAAUUGCAAAAUUAAUACUUUCAGAACAGUGCCAAUAGAACAGAAACAAGAAAUCUGGAGUUCAAACCAGAAUUACGUUUGUAACAUGGACCUUGAAACUGAUGGCCUUUCACCGUCUGUUAUUCCUUCAAGUCCCAAAGAAGUUGUCAGUUUUGUUUCAAGAGGAGCUUCAAGUCACCAGCCCAGAAUUCCAGUUUUUCCUGAAAAUGGUGUGCAACAGCAAGCAGAGCCCUUACUUCCAAGUAGUAUGAGGUCUCCUUGUGAAAACCGAUCAGGGUGUUGUAGCUCUCCCCAGUCUAAGCCAAAUUGUCCACCCCUUUCUCCACCAAUGCCACUGCCCCAGCUGUUACCUUCCGUUACUGACGCAAGGUUGGCAGGACCGUCUGAUCAUAUUGAUUCCUCCGUCACUGGUGUUCAAAGGUUCCGAGAUACUCUGAAAGUACCCUACAAGCUGGAAUUAAAAAAUGAGCCAGGGAGAACGGAUUUGAAGCACAUUGUUAUAGAUGGGAGCAAUGUCGCAAUUACCCACGGUCUGAAAAAGUUCUUUUCUUGUCGUGGAAUUGCAAUUGCAGUUGAAUAUUUUUGGAAGCUUGGCAACAGAAACAUCACUGUAUUUGUCCCACAGUGGAGAACAAGGCGUGAUCCUAAUGUCACAGAACAGCACUUCUUAACUCAGCUCCAGGAGCUUGGAAUAUUAUCUUUAACUCCUGCCCGGAUGGUCUUUGGAGAAAGAAUUGCUUCUCAUGAUGACAGGUUUCUACUACACUUAGCGGACAAAACUGGUGGCAUAAUUGUAACAAAUGAUAACUUCAGAGAAUUUGUGACUGAGUCACUCUCUUGGAGAGAAAUUAUUACAAAAAGAUUGCUUCAGUAUACCUUCGUUGGGGAUAUAUUUAUGGUUCCUGAUGACCCUCUGGGAAGAAGUGGACCUCGAUUAGAAGACUUUCUUCGGAAGGAAGUCUUCCUUAGAGAUAUGCAGCCCCUACUCAAUGCCUUGCCAAAUGUGGGCAUGUUUGACCCCAGCUUCAGAGUCCCCGGCACCCAGGCAGCCAGCACCAGUCACCAGCCUCCCGCCCGGAUUCAGGGCACCCCGCCCAGCCACUGGCUUCCUCAGCAGCCCCGCUUUCCAGUUCUGCCGAACCUUCCCAGUAUGCAGCAGAGUGUGCCCAUGCCGGCACAGAGGUCUCCUGCGGAAACCAGCGAGCUGAGGGAAGCCCUUCUGAAGAUCUUCCCUGACUCAGAGCAAAGACUGAAAAUUGACCAGAUACUGGCAGCCCAUCCAUACAUGAAAGACCUGAACGCACUGUCUGCCAUGGUUUUGGACUGAAGGUCACACUCUAGCUCGUGUCUGCACGUGGCAGCAGGAAACGACAUAAUGUGAAGAGACCGAUUUCCCAGUGGAAAUACUGUUGUAGUAUAUAGAAAACAGAUGUUUUGUGUAUAAAAAAAAAUCUGGGUUUUCAAAACCAGCUUUUUCUAUAUAUAAAUUAUGCUGCUAUUACGGAUUUAACAUUUUCUGUAAAAGGAAAGUACAUUUUCUGCCUGUUCAGAACUGUUUAAUAGCAGUUACUCUUGAGUGUAUUUACAUUUUUAUGUUUUUUAAACUAUUUUCCUUAAAGCUGAAAAUAUUGACAAAUGGAUAUGAUUAGCCUUUCUAAAUAAAAAAAAAAGAGUUGCUUUCUUAGGGAAAGCAAGACCUCUUAAAGUAUAUUUUCUUGAAGAUGAAUAUGUAACGUCCACUAACAUGAAGUGUGCUCACCACCCCCAGCCUCCUCUGCCCUCACCCCUGAAUUAGAGUCAUAGGAGUAGGUUUUGCUCCUGUGAGUCUUUUGUUGGAGCCAUUUGUGAGAGGGGGCAGGUGGUGCCACUAGAUGGCACCUGUGCCUAGCCAUUGUUAAUGACCAGGGCACAGUUAGACUCCCAGAAUGUCAGGGCAAGAAGAGAUUCUAGAACUCAUGUAGUCCCACCCUACUUCCCCUGCUCCCAACAGAAGAGGGAACUGAGGCUCAGCACGCUUGUGUCCACACAGCCCAGGUCCACAGCUGUGGAGCAGCUGGGCAGGGACCAGACUCUUUUUCCAGUGCUCUGACAUGCUCACCAGGCUGAGGCCUCACUACUGAGUAGUAGUCAUGUCUUAGCCUCUGAAAAUAAUAAUGGGAUGUGAGGAAAUUCCAUGAAAGAGCUCCAUUGUUAAACAUAAUUUUGUGUCCACAGCCUCCAUGCGAAGUUCGUUCAGCUUUGCCAAAAAGUGGUUUUCUAUUCUCAAGAAUGACCCAAGCCAAUAAAUAGCAUUAGUAGCUGCCGUGGGGGCUCAGCCCCUUAUUUAUUUCUCCUGGAUUUGUCUUUUUAGUGUUCUCAGCUGUCCUUCCAGUGGGUCUGUCUCAGCAUUGGGAUCUUAGUAUUGUGUUUUCAGUGCUCAAAUUCUGUGUCCGUGAAGUUCUUUUCCUGGGUAAUUAUACGUAACAUCUUUACUGUUCUCUGGACUUUCAAAGGGCUUUGUAAUUUCUACCUUUCUCUUCCCUGGCUGCUCACGGUCAGUUUUGUGUCUGCCCUGUGGGUCGUGCCCCUCCCAGCCCCCAGAAACAGCUGCUGCGGACUCGGGGCCAGUCUGUUCUUCAUGGUGAAGGGACUUUGUUGGCCACGAGCAGAGCUGGUGCCUCCCCAGCAGCCUCCCUCCCGGUGUGUACGACCCUUGCUUCCCUCAGGGGAUGAAUCCAGAGUCCUCUAGGUGGCUGGACUUGUAUUUUUCAAUCAUGUUUUCUCUCUAGAUGCCUUUAAGAUGCCUCCUAAAGGGGAACUGGCUGUCAGCUGCUGCUUUGGGGCAGGUGGCCAGAGUCGCCCACCAGCUGUGGGUUUGGAGGUAGACUUGGGGCGGGCAGGAAGUGAUGCAGUCGCAGCCCCGCGCCUCAGCUUCAGAACUGGUGGUUUAUAAAAGCGUGGCAGGCGUGUGAGGGCUAGGGCUGUCUCACGCAGGCUCUGAUCUGGCUUGAGGUUUGGUCUGACAGCCUUCCCAAUCCAGUAUUUCUCCUAUUUGCAGAGAAGGACUCAGCGGUAAACCUUACUGGCCCAGGCUUAGCCACACAGGUCUUCCUGGAAGGGGACUAGGCCUCAAGUGACACCAGGUGGGGCUGGCUAGACUGGGGGUUGCAGAGUUGCCUAGGCUGCAGAAGUGACUUGACCCUUGACCUUUGGGUUAUCUAAGCCUCUCUAUUUUUAGGAUUGUUUCUGAGGGCUCUACCUGCCCCUUUCCUCUCUCUAGGGUAUAGGAAGGAAGGAUGCAGGAAAUUAAGUGGAUCCGUUACUUGCCUUGAUAAAUUACAACAUAACACAAAAGUCACAGUUCUUUCUGAAACUUGAAAAUUUAAGAACCCAAUUUUCAAAGCAUUAAAAAAAAAAAAGUACUUGUUCUCAGCCUGCUCCUAUCCUAGGCUGCAUGUUGGCGCUCCUCAAACGCUGCUUGACGGUCUCCCCCAGUGGCUGGUUUCUGAACCGCCGCGCUGGUGUCGGCAGCCGUACUCCCUCGCGUGUGCCGAGGGUCCACAUCCUGCACUUCCUGGCCUUCCUAGAAGGAGGUGGCAGGGCAGGGGAUGCCACCUUAUUCAGGAGACAGGCAUCUGCUCCUCUGAGAGUGGUUGUCCAGGGUUCGAGAAUUAAGUAAAUGGUGAUACGGGAUGAUUCCUGGACUUACCUUCUGCCCCAGGCCCCCGCUGCCUUCUCUGGGAGAAAAAAACCUUGUUUGACCCUUCUGUAGGGGAGCCUGUGUUUGAGACCUUGUAGGCUGAGGGCUAGAAGACAGUGGGAAGGCAUCUCAGCCAUCCUGGAUGACGGGUCAGCUUUGUCUGGCAGGCUCAGCUGUGGCUUGGCAGAGUCGCCAGGGACUCAGGCCUGUUGCAGCGUUUGGUCUCUGAGAGGAGGGCUAGGGCCGGUCUUGCUUCCUUAGGUUUGUUGUGGCACUUGUGGAAUAGGAUUCACGGAGAAAGCCAUGCUCCCAAGUACCCUUCUCCAUCACAGGAAAUGCCCCAGGCACUGGGCCUCCUGAGUUUGGGCCUGGGCACCCUUCUCCCUCAGCUCCAGCCUGCCCCCUCCAGGAACCUCCGAGAUGUGGCCUUCCUACUUGCAGCUCUCCACCAGCACUGCCAUGUCCUCCCCUGUCCUCCUUCCUGUGUCCCUCUCCUCUCCUAACUGUGGUCUGUUCCGUCAGCCACUCUGCCUCAUGCCAUUUGUUUCUUCAUGAUCUACCUCCCCAUUAUCCCCCGUUAUUACAGUUCAGAUCCUCUAAGAACAGCACCUGAUCUCAGAAUCCUCUCCAUGCACUGCUGCUCUCCCUCACCUUUCCGCUCUUCACUUCCUGUUUGGCAAACUUGGCCUUCAUCCCACCACAUGGAAAUAGUCUGGGAAAAGUCACAGGGACCAUGUAAUUGCCAAAUUCAGAGGCCUUUUCUUAAUCUUCAGUUUUUGUGUCCAUAUCAGUGACCAGAAUAUUUGAUACUAUUGCCCUUAUUUUCCCCAUUUUCUGAAAUUUCCCUCCCAAAUGUUCUUCAUUCCUUUCUCUUCUUUUACUUAAAGGCCAGUCCUUGAGACCCUUUUCUUUCUUGACAGGUGGUUCUCAAAUUUUGGACCAGCCAUGGAAUUCAUGGUGGGGUGGGGAGGGCAGCUCUUACUAAAAAUGGUGAUUACCGGGCAAAGCCAGCCCCCAGAGCUGUUUAUUCGGUGGCCCUAGAGUAAAGCGUGGAAAUUGAAGAUUUCAUCAGCUCCCUGGGUGUGUCCCACGCAGGCUAUCCGGGGACCACAUGGCAAGAAAGUGCACUCACCCUUAGGGCUCACUAACUUCAGCCUUCCUCCUCCCUAACUUCUCUAGCUCAACGUGUCCCCCAACCCAGGGCAUCGACUUCUAAUCCCACCUCUAGGCCUCCCCUGCAGGAGCAUGUUUCCAGCUCACCUGGAAGCCCUAUGCCGUCCUCACACUCCGGCCCCCAGACCCCCUGCCUACAUCGGUCCCUUGCUCUCCACCCCCGCUCCACCCUGCCACAAAGUCCCCUCCAUCCACCCAUGUCCAUGGCCUGACAGUGCCCACCAGUCAUGCUCUCAUGGUCUCCCGAUGGGUGACGGUGCCUGACCAGUCAGCUCACCUCUCCCUCCCAGACUCCGCAGUGCUCGCAGAUUUAUCCAGCAGAACCACGCCACUGGUCACGCCCUCAUCUCUGUUAGUGCUUCAGUGCCUCGCGACCAGAGCACCAAGCUCAGCGCUCCGGAGUGUAGUAUCUGUGCCAUCCACCUCGUGGCCACGAGUGACUGCCCCACUUGGAACAGCCCUUCCCCGGACGCUUGCUGCAGCCCACACACAUUUCCUCAGUUUACCUGUGGGCUCCUGCUUCCGUGUGCACCUCUUUGCUCUGCUCGAGAGGCCCUUUCUCCCAAAUGGCUUCCCCUGCAAAGGCCCAGCCUGCAUCCUCUUUGUCCCCUUGCCCAAGCUUCUGACCAGAAGCAACGCCAUGGCGCUCUGUGACCCACAGCACUUAUGUCUGGCUUUUGGCACUUGCCGCGCUGGCUGGUGUCACCGCAGCUGAUUGUGUACUGUGUCUCACCUCCGUUUCUAGACUGUGAGCUCCUCGCGGGCAGGGACCGUCUGUGUUCACUCUUUGUAUUUCCCAUGGCACCUAGCACAGUGCCUUGCACUUAAUAGGUGCUCAAUAAACGUCUGCUCAAUUGAACUGGA
Lutra lutra (Eurasian river otter) is the source of this 7341-nucleotide messenger RNA. RefSeq names its product NEDD4 binding protein 1 (gene N4BP1). NCBI's taxonomy places the organism in Eukaryota, Metazoa, Chordata, Mammalia, Carnivora, Mustelidae. Gene Ontology annotation, cellular component: PML body; nucleus. The coding region runs from base 262 to 2952 and encodes 896 amino acids. Gene Ontology annotation, biological process: negative regulation of protein ubiquitination; negative regulation of proteasomal ubiquitin-dependent protein catabolic process. The transcript has 7 exons. The record is from RefSeq and is a predicted model, not a curated record.